Messenger RNA from Apus apus (common swift), 1359 nucleotides. It is a transcript of the gene PAIP2B, whose product is annotated as poly(A) binding protein interacting protein 2B. The record is from RefSeq and is a predicted model, not a curated record. Bases 168 to 548 code for a protein of 126 amino acids. Lineage: Eukaryota; Metazoa; Chordata; Aves; Apodiformes; Apodidae. The transcript has 4 exons. Gene Ontology annotation, cellular component: cytoplasm. Gene Ontology annotation, biological process: negative regulation of translational initiation. Gene Ontology annotation, molecular function: mRNA regulatory element binding translation repressor activity.
CCGGCGGGCUCUCGGGAGAGACCCAGCUGGAAGCAGAGGAGGGGGACAAGCGGGAGUGCCAUGCGGGGCGAGGAUCGCAGCUCCUGGAAAAACCCACCCGGCUGGGAGAUAAAAAGUGCAGCUGGAGCCUCGGGGGAGCUUGUGUGAGAGAGGAGGCAGAGUCAGGAAUGAUGAAUGGCUCCGACCUCGCCAGCACCACGGCCUCCAGUCCCAAAUCCAAAGAGGACCAAGUGGUGAAUGGCCACGAUGAGAAGGAGAACAACCCCUUUGCAGAGUACAUGUGGAUGGAGAAUGAAGAAGACUUCAACAGGCAGGUGGAGGAGGAGCUGCAGGAGCAGGAGUUCUUGGAUCGCUGCUUCCAGGAGAUGCUGGAGGAGGAGGACCAGGACUGGUUCAUCCCAUCGAGGGACCUGCCCCAGGGCAUGGGGCAGCUGCAGCAGCAGCUCAACGGGCUCUCCGUGGGGGACAGCCACAAUUCCGAGGACAUUCUGAGCAAAAGCAACUUGAAUCCAGAUGCCAAGGAGUUUGUGCCCGGUGUGAAGUACUGACAGGCAGGACAGGCUUUGGACAGACUGUGCCCCUGCUCCAGGGGAUGGUGGUGGGGGGCACAGAGGGGGGGACACUGGCCCCAGCUGGACUCUGCGCCCUGGUGGAAUUGCUGCAACGUGGCUCAAUCUUGCUCCAUGCUCCCAACGCCUUCAUUUCCAUUUUUUUUUCCUUCUUUUUCCAUUUUUUCCCCCCCUUUUCGAUUCUUCCUUUGUAUCGUCUGUCACUUUUUUUUUUUUUCUUUUUUUUUUUUUCGGGGGGUGUUGCAGUUUUUUUGCUCUCUAGGACCUGGGUCUGUCCUGGAGCCCAGCACCCCCCCCUGCUCCCCAGACCCGUUUCCACGCCCGCUUCGAACCCGCUCGCAGAACAACACCAUGUUUUCUUGUUUGGAGUAGAAUUUGUAGGAAUCCCCCCCUUCCCGGCCUGGGCCAGGAGCUUUUCCCUGUGUCCAUUCCAAGAGGAUUUCUUUCCCUAAAGGGAAGCUGAGGUGUGACAAGGCUGCAAACCUUCCCCUGUUCCCUGGGGCAGCAGCCGGGCCCGGCUCCCUGGGAUGUGCUGAACACUAAUUCCAACCCUUCCCUGCUGGUGGGUGAGGGUCCUGCCUGCUGGAUCAGCCCUGAUGAUGGAAACCAGACCCAUCGGCCGUCAUCCCAGCUGUCCUUCCCAAGGGAAGGGGCUGCUCCUACAAAACAGGUCUUCUCCUUGAGGAGUUUCCCCUCCCCCUCCUGGGUUUAUCCAGCGCCAGGGGCUGUGGCUCGGAAGCGUCUGUUCCUUCGUUUCUCAUGGAAAUAAAUCCAAGGAAAGCUGGUGAGA